Molecule: messenger RNA, 14682 nt
Organism: Rhinocladiella mackenziei CBS 650.93
Lineage: Eukaryota; Fungi; Ascomycota; Eurotiomycetes; Chaetothyriales; Herpotrichiellaceae
Exons: 2
Coding region: 1-14682 (4893 amino acids)
Biological process (GO): secondary metabolite biosynthetic process; amino acid activation for nonribosomal peptide biosynthetic process
Cellular component (GO): cytoplasm
Molecular function (GO): phosphopantetheine binding; catalytic activity
Source: RefSeq, a predicted model, not a curated record
AUGGACCGUUCAGUCCAUGACGGUCACGUUUUACGUGAUCUUGCAAUUGUCAAUAAGAACCGUCAAACACUGCCAGGGCCAACAUUGCUGCACGAAUUAAUUGCAUCCACCCCGAGUGAGGAACUUAUUCUGGACUUCUUGAACUCUGAUGGCAGCCGGGUGAAGCUCACUUACGACGAGUUCCACCGCUUGACCGACAUUCUUUCUCGGGAUAUUGGAGACCAAAUAUCGAGACUGGAAAAUCGCCCGCGUGUCAUUCCGGUCAUCCUGCCGCAAUGUCCAGAGCUAUAUAUCACGUGGGUGGCUGUGUUAAAGGCCGGUGCAGGCUUUUGCCCAGUCAGUCAGGAUGUCCCUCCGGAAAGACUGAAAUUCAUUGUCAAGGACGUGGAGGCAUCCUUUGUCCUGACCACUGCCACCACUUUGCCCUCCUUGCGGGAUCUUCUUCCAGACGCCAGAUCUGUGGCGGUGUCACUCAAAAGUCUAGAGUGCCGACUGCGUUCUAAUGGUCAAAGCGAUGCACAUCGUCUUCCACUCCCGCAGGUCGAUCCCUCCGGACCGGCAUACGUGAUGUAUACGUCCGGCUCCACAGGACUUCCUAAAGGUGUCAUGGUAUCGCAUCGUUCCGUAUCGCAGUCACUACUUGCGCACGACGAACAUAUCCCCUCUUUCAAACGAUUUCUACAAUUUGCUUCACCCACGUUCGAUGUAUCAAUAUUUGAGAUAUUUUUUCCAUUUUACCGAGGGGCAACACUGGUGGGCUGCGAGCGCGAGCGCAUGCUCUCAGAUCUUCCGGCUACCAUUCAACUUCUCAAUGCUGAUGCUGCCGAACUUACACCCACUGUGGCGGGCACAUUAUUGAGGACCAGAAGAGCGGCCCCUGGCCUUCAGACACUAUUAACAAUUGGAGAAAUGCUCACGUCACAGGUGGUCUCCGAGUUUGGAGGCGACUCCGAAAGACCCAGCAUGCUGUACGCAAUGUACGGCCCUACCGAAGCCGCUAUUCACUGCACCCUUGCCACCAAAUUAGCCUCCACUGCCUCUGUCCGCAGGAUUGGACGCCCUCUCGCAACAGUGACUGCUGUGGUGUUAAAAGAAUCCGAACGUCCUGAAAUAGCAUCCAUGGGCGAAUCGGGUGAAUUGGCCGUCACAGGCCAGCUUGCCGAUGGAUACCUCAAUCGACCCGAUCAGAACAAAGCAGCAUUCGUCGAACUUCCCGGUUAUGGCGCUGUCUACAAAACCGGAGAUCGGGCAAUAUGUCGACCAGAUGGCGAGCUCGAAAUACUUGGCCGAAUGGCUUCUGGCCAAGUCAAACUCCGAGGUCAAAGAGUCGAGCUAGGUGAAAUCGAAGAAGUGGCCUCCAAGGUUCACGGCCUUCAACUGGCGAUCGCCAUCGUCAUUGACGAUGUCCUUGUCCUUUUCUGUGCUGCAAGCCAGGAGGUUCGGCCCGCGGACGUCUCUACAAUGUGCAAAUCUUGGUUACCGCCGUACAUGCGACCGGGAGAAAUAGUUUUCCUUCAAGGUGACGAAGUUCCACGACUGCCUUCUGGUAAAGUUGAUCGCAAGGCUCUCGAACGAGACUUUCGAGAGUCCCGGCCAUCUGCGCACGACGAUGAAGAGCCGAAAGACCGCACCGAGAGAGACUUGGCCCGAGUCCUUGAAGAAGAGCUCGGCCGAAAGAUCGACAGAUCAACCUCCCUUUGGUCGCUAGGCCUUGAUUCCCUUCGAACAAUCAAGAUCGCCUCUAAACUUCGCCAGAAGUACCCGUUCAUUAAUGCGGCUCUGUUCACAGAGAGAGAUAACGUGGCCGAGCUUGCCGCAUUGGUCAAAAGCUCAACAUCCUCAGAGAAUUAUCCAAGAUCAGAGUUAGAGUAUGAAACGUCAGAUGAAUGGCAAGCAGUCAAGGAAAAUCUGUGCAAGGACCCGACUCUUACUGCCACUGCGUCGUCCUGGGAAAGCCUUCUCCCGUGCAGCAGUAUGCAGGUCGCAAUGUUGGCCGAAACCGCCAAAAGUGACGAUCAAAAUUUCAACGAGAUCCGGCUCAGCCUUGCUUCCGAGGUGAAGUUCGAGGACUUGCGACGAGCUUUCCAUACGCUGGGGAGACAAAAUCGGAUCUUGCGAUCUGGAUUCAUUUCGACGCGGCAACGAGAAAUGCCUUUUGCUCAAGUGGUUUGGCAGGACAUCAGAGAUACUGACUUGAAUUUGCUUCACCCGCUACAGAUAACAAGACCUUCCUCCUGCGAUGAAGGCGAAGCCGUUGUUCGCAUCCACCAUGCGCUGUACGACGGAUGGUCCUGGGACCUUGUCCUGGAUGAUCUGAAUGAUCUCUUAUCCGGACGGAAGACGCCGCAAAGGACUCAGUUUUCAGAGUUCCAAUCCUAUCAACGAUCCCAGAUGCUAACCGAGAGCGUCCAAAACAACGAGUAUUGGCAUGACCUGUUUCAGGACUUUGUGCCUUGUACAUUCCCAAACCUGUGCUCUUCCAGGCUGCAUGACCGACCCAGGAGCGCAAUAUCUGUUCCCUUGUCAAUUUCUUACCGCCAGCUUUCCGAAAUUGCAUUGUCAUUGCGCUGCAGUCGAGAGACUAUUCUGGAAUCUGCGUGGGCUCUUAUAUUGGCCUUAUGUCUCAACAACCAGGAUGUUGCGAUUGGAGUCGUUUCUGCGAAUCGCCAUAUUCCCCUCCUAGGGGUCGAAACAAUUAUUGGGCCUUGCCUGUCGACCAUGCCUUUGCGUGUCGACAUCCACUCGCUGAUGACGGCGCACGACCUUAUCAACCAUAUUCAAAGACAACGUUCUCGUUCCCUGAAAUAUGGGAAUGUAACUCUUCGAGACAUCAAUCGUGCAGCAGGCGUCACGCCUGGACACCGGUUGUUUGACACUUUGUGCGUGUGGCAAGAAGGCAAUGAAGACCGUGGGAGGGACCGUUCCAAGGUGACUACCACUAAAACUUUUGAUGCUUUGGACUAUGCCGUCGUCUUAGAAUUUGAGCCCCGUGGAGAUCAGGUUCACCUGAAACUGACCGUCAACCAAAACUUGAUGCCCGAACCACACGCAAAGCUCUUAGCUGCUCAGCUGGAUGACAUUACCAUUCAAAUGGUGAAAAACCCCCAGUCGAGACUGGAUUGCUUGUGGGAAAUGUCCAACGAAAAUAUCAUGUCGACGGCUAACACUCAAUACGCAACCUUCAAGCGAGACUUCAGUCUCACGACGUCGAUUUCAGAUCUGGCACAAAACCAGCCCGAGAGAGUGGCCGUUGAAUUCGUUCUUGACUUUGACCCAGACACGGGCCGACUCGAGAAGGAGACGCUGACUUAUCGUGAUUUGUUUUCCAAAGCUUCCCUCGUAGCCUCGACGUUGCAGACGUCCUAUGCGAUCCGGGAGAAUGACCUGGUUUGUCUCAUUGCUGCCCGAUCUAUUCCGCUUUAUAUCGGCAUUCUUGGAAGUAUCAUGGCCGGUGCAGGUUACAUGUGCAUCGAUCCUCGCACACCAGCAGACAGGAUCCGCCAGAUCUGGAACGAAUCCAAAGGCAAAGUUGCGUUGACAGACCAAAGCCUCGAUUCUACCGUCACGUCUCUGGCACAAAACGCUGUGCCCAUAACCGAUGUACUAGACCGGCACAUACCGGGCGAACAAAGUUUCCCUGACCUGAGAGAAGAUCAGCUAGCAUACGCUGUUUUCACUUCCGGCAGCACCGGUGUCCCCAAGGGUGUCCUCAUUACGCGAAAGAAUCUGUUGAGUAACCUCGGACAUCUGUCACGGCUCUACCCAUGUGUGCCUGCCGAGGACCGAAUCUUGCAAGCCUGUUCUCCAGCAUUUGAUGUUUCGGUCUUUGAGAUCUUCUGGACCUGGCAUAUGGGAAUGACUUUAUGCACAGCUUCCAACGACGUCCUAUUCCGAGAUCUCGAACAAUUCAUAGAUAAACUCAACGUCACCCAUCUCAGCAUGACGCCCUCAGUCGCUGCAUUGGUCCGUCCUCAAAAUGUUCCGCGAGUGAAAUUUCUCGUUACGGCAGGAGAGCCCAUGAAUUCGAAGGUUUUCACGGAUUGGGCCGGCCGCGGUUUGUAUCAGGGAUAUGGCCCCAGCGAGACGACGAAUAUAUGCAAUAUUCGACCCAAGGUCUCGAGGCUCGAUGCUGCCAAUAAUGUCGGGCCUGCGUUGUCCAAUACAUCUAUUUUCGUUUGCCAGACACAAAAGACAGUAUCUACACAUGCUCUUCACAAUUCUGGAGAAGUUUCUCUCACUUUUCGACUGGUACCGAAAGGUGGAGUCGGCGAGAUCUGGAUUGGCGGAGAACAGGUUGGCCGUGGCUAUAUUGAUCCCGCACUCACCGCGAAGAGUUUCUUGGACCAUCCACAAUACGGACGACUUUACCGUUCCGGGGACAUUGGAAGACUCCUAGCUGAUGAUUCGCUGGUGAUAAUGGGCCGAGAGGAUGACCAGGUCAAGCUACGAGGCCAGCGUAUUGAGCUAGGAGACAUUGAUUCUUCGUUGGUGAGGUGUGACGAAGUUGAAGAUGCAGUGACCAUGAUUAUCCAGGUGGCAGAUGAGAUUUCUAGGCUUGUCUCUUUCUGGACCCCUCGCCAGCCAGACAGCACGUCAUCGCUUUCGAAAUCGACCAGCACGCUUUAUGCACAACUAAGAAAAGUGCUGCCCAGCUACAUGAUACCCGAUACGCUAUUACGCCUCGAUCAGAUUCCGUUGACCCGACAAGGCAAGAUCGAUCGCCAAGCUAUGAUUAGCUUUUAUCAAGGACUCGACUCUGAACAUCUUCAAGCAGUAUCAAGAGAUUCUGAUCCCUCAGGAGGUGCGCAUGAUCUUUCUGAGUCUGAGCGUCGAAUGGCCCAGAUCAUUUCGGACAUCCUUGGUGUCCGGUUGGAGAUUAUCAAACGCAAUAGCUCAUUCUAUGCUCUUGGUCUCGAUUCGAUCAAUGCGAUACGCGUGGCUCGAUCUCUGAAAGAGAAUGAUGUUUCGGGUGUGGAGAUCUCCACGCUGUUGCAAAAUCCAUCCAUUGGACAACUGAUGGCCGUUCUCAAGUCAGACGAAGAAGAGGUCUCAAGGACACACCAACAGAAGCCCCUGAGGAACCUCUUCGAUGACAAGCGGAAAGACGAAAUCAUCGACAUCUACGCUCGAGCAGGAUUGAAGGUUGAGAAGUUCCUGCCCUGUACGCCGCUUCAGGAAUCCAUGGCAACCAGCUCGAUGAAUUCUUCCUCGCGGGCAUACCAGAAUUCUCUUCGUUUCAAAAUAUACGGGGACAUGGUCAGAUUACGAGAAGCGUGGAGUCGUGCAAUUUCCAGACAUCAACUUCUCCGAACAGGUUUUGCUUCGAUGGAUUCAGCCGAAACACCCUUUGUCCAGGUGGUUUUGGAGAGCUUCGAACUUCCCUGGAUGGAUGAAGACGCUCGCGGUCAUGCAAAAUCGGACCUCGACUUCUUGAUGCUCCCCCCUUGGAGCGUGAGAUUGGACAAAGAUGGCAACAAUUACCAAUUGACCCUUGAGAUCCAUCAUUGUCUCUACGAUGCGGAGGCCUUGUCGAUUCUCCUGUCCGAAAUUGAAUCAUCUUACCAUGACCGUCCACUGCAACCUCCCAUUGCGUUUGAUACUUAUCUGUCAUUCAUGGAAGACUCCAAAUCUCCUGAUACUGACCACUUUUGGCGCAAGACGCUGUAUGAAGUGUCUGCUUGCCGGCUCGACGAGCUCAUACAGGCUGAAGACAAACUCGGAGGCGGGAAAACUUCCACUGUGGUGCGUGAGGCCACUCUCGGCGUGUCCGAGUUUCAGAAAUGUGUACGAAGGAUUUCCUCGACCGCUUUGGCAUUAUUUCAGGCGACUUGGAGUAGGCUUCUUUUCUCAGUCUUCCAAAGAGAAGAUGUCUGCUUUGGGAACGUACUAAGUGGUCGUAAUCUACCCAUCGAAGGUAUUGAUCGACUAGUCGCACCAUGCUUCAAUACUGUGCCAACGAGGACUCAUCUGCAGCGGGGAGAUUCCAACAGCGAUUUGUGCCAUAAUAUUCAGCAGAUGAAUAUAGAGGUUCUUCCCUAUCAGCCCAGUUCGCUUCGCCGAAUUCAACGGCAAAGUGUUUUACAAGGCAAAGCUUUGUUUGAUACGUUGCUUCUGCUCCAGCAAGAUGAAUUACAGUUGGAUCAUCGAAUUUGGACUCUCCUUGAAGACUCUGGAGACAUGUCAUUCCCUUUCAUCCUUGAAAUCGUAAUGAACACGAGGAAUGAUGGCAUUUCCCUCAAGUUACAUUCCGAAGCCGCCAAAACGGCCGUUCUGACCCAGCUCCUAGAAUGCUUUGACUUACUCCUUUCACAUACGUCCAAAUUCCCCCAAGCGCGAGCGCUAGAUUCUUCUGUUGUCGAUCAGAAAUUGCCAACACUAAAAAGUCCCGAGGGGAUAUCUCACCUGCACGUCGCAUCAACCCAGAAUCUCACAAAUGGGGCUCAUGAUACAGCAGAAGAGCUAUCAGAUGAUGAAUUGCUUGUCAAGGAGGUGCUAAGUCAAUUCAAACCCGACCUCUCAACGAGAUUGACCAAAGACACCACGAUAUUUCAACUGGGGUUUGACAGCAUCAACGCUGUUCAAAUUGCCGCAAGACUCCGGAAACAGGGGAUCAGCGUCUCGAGUGCGGACAUCUUGGAAGCUGCCAGUGUUGGACAAAUUGCUGCGCUUUGUGAUUCAACGAAAGAGGAACACCAAAAGCUCACGCCCUUCGAUACGAGCGCAUUUGAUGAGAAACAUCGCAAGCUCCUUUGCUUGAAUAAUGACAUCGACGAAGCAGAAGUUGAAUCGAUACGUCCAUGCACACAUACUCAAUCAGGAAUUCUGUCACAAUAUCUUCGCUCAAACCGUCGCCUGUACCUCAACAAAAUUUACUUACGCCUAGACAAUGACAUCGACCUUUCAAGGUUGAAAGAAUCGUGGAUAGUCGCAAAGAAGACCCAUGAGAUGCUCCGGACGGGGUUCGCGGAGACCGACCAUCCUCAAAUUCCGUUUGCGAUGGUCACCUAUCGCCCAGAUGCUAGACAGCUCCCUUGGUUAGACAGCACAAGUUCACCCACUCAAGACGGCGCUUCGACAAAGUGGAACGAUGGAGGUGUUCUCGCAGAGCUACCGUGGGAAUUACAAGUCUCCACGACGGGUGCAUCUAUGUCCCUCGAACUUUCGAUUUUGCAUGCCCUGUAUGAUGCACAAUCCCUGGACAUCAUUUUGAGAGACGUUGCUUGUAUGUACAGGGAUAUACAACCUCCCAAGCCAAUUGCGCCCUCUCCGGUUAUUUCACAGAUCUUAGCCAUGAGCAGAGACGAAGGCUCAAAGCCAUUUUGGUUGGAGCUUUCGGCUGACCUCUGCUCAACCCGUUUUCCCGACAUGAAGAUCUAUAGCAACAAAAGUGAAUCAUUCCGCGUCACUUCCGAACAAUGCCGUUUGUCUCAGACGGCUCUCGAAAAAGCUUGCGCACUUAUCGGGGCAACCACUCAAGCUGUGUGCGUCAGCGCGUGGUCCGUCAUCCUCUCCGCAUACACGGCUCAGACUCAUGUCACGUUCGGAAUCAUUCUGUCUGGCCGAGAUUUCAAUGAAGAGGGCGACAACGAGGUCGCCUUUCCUUGCAUCAACACUGUGCCAUUUGCAAUUGAAGUGUCACAAGAUCUCCCAGAUCUUUUGAAAAGAACGGUCAAACGCUGUGCUGGAGUGAUGAAACAUCAAUAUACCCCUCUGAGCUCGAUCAAGCGUUGGGCUGGAAUUGAAGAUGAGCUCUUCGACACGGUCAUGGUCCUGCAAAAAUCUAGUUCUGGCCGCGGACCCCAGAGACCAUGGACACAGGUCAAAGAUGACGCAACUGCUGAAUAUGCCGUGUCGAUAGAAAUAAUUCCUCGCGAGGAUGAUAGUUUGGACUUCCAAUUGACCUUUCGCGAGAGUAUUGUCCCCCCCGAGCAAGCUGCUUACAUCCUACAGGAAUUUGGUGCGGUAAUCGAGUGCAUCUUGAAUCCAACGCGUGGUCGAAGGCUGGCCGUACCCAAUUCACUGCUGUCCGUUGUUCCGGCCAAGGACGAGCGAAUUGGCACUGAGAUACGCCACCUCCAUGGAUUGGUCGAGUCAACGGCGAAGAAGAGCCCAGAUAAAAUCGCCUUGGAGUUUGUCUCGAGCAUAAAUGGCUCUACUGUGGCGAAGCAGUCUUGGACAUACUCUCAGUUGAAUGCCAGUGGAAACAAGAUUGCUCAUUUACUCCAAGAUAACAAGGCCCAGGUCGGAGAACUGAUAGUGGUCUGCUUUGAAAAGUGUCCAGAAGCUUCAUUUGCCAUAUUGGGAGUGCAGAAGGCGGGUUGUGGCUAUCUUGCCAUUGAUCCUGGAGCUCCAAAAGCGAGAAAAGAAUUCAUCCUCCGUGACUCGGGCUCGAAGGUGGUGCUGACUACCCGGGACAAGAAGCCAGAUUUUCCUCUUUCCAACGAUCUACGUGUGAUAGCGGUUGAUGACGGUCACUGGCAGAAUCUUUCGGAUCAAACCCCAGUGCUCUCGAGGGACCUGGAUCCUCAAGACAUUUGCUACUGUCUGUAUACCUCGGGAACGACGGGGACGCCAAAAGGAUGUCUCAUUAGCCAUGACAGCGCAGUCCAAGCAAUGCUGUCUUUUCAGCGGAUCUUUGAAGGCAGGUGGAAUGAAUCAUCUCGGUGGCUACAAUUUGCAUCGUUUCAUUUCGAUGUAAGUGUCCUGGAGCAAUAUUGGAGCUGGAGUGUAGGAAUCCGUGUUACCUCGGCCCCUCGAGACCUGCUUUUCGAAGAUCUGCCCGGAACAAUCAACGCCCUGAAAAUCACACACCUUGAUCUCACCCCAAGUCUCGCCCGAAUGCUUUCGCCGGAAGAUGUGCCGAGCCUGUGUCAGGGGGUGUUUAUUGUGGGAGGUGAGCUAGUUCGACAGGACAUUUUGGAGACCUGGGGCGAUACCGGAUGUCUGUACAAUUUCUACGGCCCAAGUGAGGUGACCAUCGGCUGUACAGUGCACAGACAAGUCCCCAAAGGGGCAAAACCUACAAAUAUUGGCCAACAAUGGGACAAUGUCGGUUCUUUCGUAUUAGAUCCAACCUCACAGAAUCCAGUUCUCCGUGGUGCGAUCGGCGAGCUUUGCCUCUCGGGACCGUUAGUUGGGAAAGGCUAUCUCAACCGGCUCGACCUCACUGCAAAUAAAUUUGUCACUCUACGGGACCACAAAGCUAGAGUCUACUGCACGGGGGAUCUUGUUCGGCUCUUACACGACGAUAGCUUUGAGUUCUUGGGUAGGAUAGACGACCAAGUCAAGCUGCGUGGACAGCGAUUGGAAAUUGGCGAGAUCAAUCACGUAGCGAUGAGUGCGUCAACGAGCCUCCAAGAUGCGACCACCAUGGUUCUAAAGCACCCGACACAACAAAAAGAGCAAUUGGUGACUUUCUUUUCGACUACACAGAGCCGGAAGCAGUCUGAAAACCCAUCGAUCAUGUCGAACAAGCAGACAAAGGACUUGGCAGCGAAGAUUCAACGAAAGUGUGCGGAUCAAUUGCCAGCGUAUAUGGUGCCCACAUAUUGCUUAGGGGUAUCCUCUUUACCCUUGUCUGUCAAUAACAAGGUGGAUCACCAAUCGUUAAAGGCUCUCUACGAACGUGCCUCACUGGACUCUGGACACCAAGAAACCAACGGGGGGAGAGGACUGGAAACCGGUAACUCUGAAGCGGUCAGGAAUGUGAUAAAGGUUCUGGCAACGUUCCUGCAAAUUCCCACGGCAAGCGUCACGCCAACGUCAAGGCUUUUCGAACUUGGCUUGGACUCCGUGUCAGCCAUUGGGCUUUCCCGGUCUUUCAGGAAGCAAGGCUUCCAAAAUAUAGAUGUGGCUACAAUUCUCAGACACCCUGUGGUCACAGACUUGGCGAGAGUUGUCAAUCGGCCAGCUACUUUUGAUCACAAUCAAUCGGUGGCGGUCGCUCGAAGCCAUAUCCAGUCAUUUGCGGAGGCUCAUCACAACGUGAUAAGCCGAGCACUCGAAGUCACAGGAGAAGAAAUCGAAUACAUUGCUCCGUGUACACCGUUACAGGAAGGGAUGGUUUCCAAAGUCAUGCGUGCGGAGCCCGAAGAUACUGUGUACUUCUCAUGCUUUAUGUUCAAACUCAACGUUACCGUUGAAAUUGGCCGAUUAAGAGACGCGUGGAACUCUGCACAACAAGCAAUAUCCAUAUUGAGAACUCAUUUUGUCCCCACCGAGGAUGGAUUUGCUCAAGUCGUUCUCCGAAAAGGGGUGAACAGUCCCAUCCUGAAGGAUAUCGAAAAUGGAAAAACGAAGGACGACAUUGUCCCAGGGUCCACUUCCAAGGAUUGGGCAAGAUCUGUCAAAGCAUUCGGCAGGUCAACACCAUGGAAAGUUCAAAUCACGACCUCAGGGAAGGAAAAGUGGCUGGUGAUCCACAUCUUUCAUGGGCUUUACGACGGAGUGAGCCUGCCACUGUUAGUAAAUCUGGUCAAGAGACUCUAUGAUCACCCUCAAGAGACACCGAAACUCGACAUGCAAUUCUACGAGGCUCUGCCUUACGGGCCCUUACGUGCUAUGCCCGACGAGGAGGAAUUCUGGAAAUCAGCACUGUCGACAUUGAGGCCCUUUAAGCUAUCAUUGGCCAAUUCAAGGACUGACGCAGAGGCCCGUUUCCAUUUUGUACGGGACGAAAUAGCCCAUGUUGAAGUAAAGGGCUUAUGCAAUAAGCUGAACGUUACUGCUUCGGCCUUUUUUGAGGCUGCACUGUUGUAUUCUUUGUACCAGAUGUUCAAAGUUAACCCUUCGAUUGGUGUUGUGGUAUCUGGUCGAGCAUUGGAGAAUACGAACUUCGAAGAAGUGAUAGGUCCCAUGUUUAAUACAAUUCCUUGCGCUAUCAAUCAACUUGACAACGGAUCGACCGUUGUGGACCUCAUUCAAGCUUGCCAUCGUUUUAAUGUGGACGUUCUCCCCUAUCAACACACGCCGUUGCGGAGAAUUGCAAAACAUCUUGGGCUGGAUCCCCACAGAGGAUUGUUUGACAUCCUUUUUGUCUUCCACAAAAGCCGGCAAGACGUUGGACAGAGCGAUUUAUGGCAAGAAGUUUCUGCAGAGAGCGUACCUGAUUAUCCUCUCAACAUAGAAGUGAAGGAGGAAGAGGCUUCUUUCCAAGUCGCUGUGGUUACCAGGUCGGAAUAUCUGAGCAGGGAAGAUACUAGCCGGCUGCUCGAAAUGUACCUUGACACCGUUCAAAAUGCACAAAUGGAGUCAGUGCUUCCUGACGCCUUCUAUGGAGCGGGCGCCAAUCGAAUAGUCAACGGAGUCCACAAAAUUGAGGACUCCAAGUCAAGCAGCCCAUCAGAUUCAUUGGAUCAAAGGUCCAAUUGGACGGAAACCGAAAUCACUGUUCGAACUCAACUUGCAGAGUUAGCUUCGGUGGAGGAAGACACAAUUCGUCUCAACCGGCCUACCAUUUUUGAAUUGGGCCUUGACAGUAUCGAAGCGAUGAAGCUUGCUACUCGACUUAGAAAUAUCGGAUUGAAAGUUGCCAUGAGUGCCAUCCUAAAGUCUCCCACGGUCGCCGGUAUUGCUCGGGAGAUCUCCUCAGAUAUCGAGCUUCGUUCAAAAUCGACUGGAGGGGAAGAUCAACCCUCUAUCGCUCAGCUGCAAGAGAGCUAUAGACACAUUCUACAAAAUCACGGGAUCGAUCUCGAGAAUGUCGAACGGAUCUGGCCGGUUACGCCAAUGCAGGAAGGCUUGCUGGCUGAAUCUCACAAGUACUCAAAUAUCAUGGUCUUCAAAGUGAAUCCCGGAACCGAUAUAAAGAAACUGAUCGAAGCAUGGAAUACCGUUUCUCAAACGCAACCUACCAUAAGGACAAGGUUUGAAACAGUUGAUGUUGUCGACAGCCAUGAGGCUUUCGUCCAGUACAUUGUAAAAUGUCGAAACUCAGUGACGGUUGUGCACGACAUAAACGUGACGGAUGUGGUGAAGAACUUGGAAGAAGAUGAUAUCGGGAUAGAUCUCAAGUCCCAGUACAUCAAAAUAAGAUUCGUCAUUAGUCGAAAUGGCCCAUCAUUUCUGGUUCUUGGGAUGCCACAUGCUCUGUAUGAUGCGUGGUCGUUACAUCUACUACAUCGGCAAGUGGCAGAGAUAUACGAUUCUCCGAUGAUCAAAGAACAAGGUGCUGCGGUCGGCCAAUGCGAAAAGCAUCUCGAGGAGGUGAUCAACCGUUCUCAAAAUCCCCAGUCGCAAGACUUCUGGCGGAGUCAACUGUCAGAUGUCCAGCCUAGCCCAUUCAGACAGAAAAGAGGCAGCCAAAAUCAUCCUCUGCCAGCCUUCUUACUCCAGAAGCCAUCAUCCAGCGCCAAACUCGACAAAGUGUUGACAUUUUGCAAGCAACAAGGGAUCGCUCUUCAAUCUUUAGGACUGGCGUGCUGGACUAUUGCUUUGGCACACUACUCUCAUCAGAUCGAUGUAUGUUUUGGUGUGGUUCUGUCCGGCCGCACCACGGAAGGUUCAGAGAACCUCAUUUUCCCAACCUUCAACACUGUCGUCUUCAGACCGAUGAUCGAUGAAGACAACACCACGUCCCAAGUCCUGAAGAAAGUCCACAAUGCCGUGGUACGGGUUUCGGAAUAUCAAAACUUCCCACUCCGUGAAGCAAUCCGCUUGGCCAGAGAACAGGGAGUUAGCUCAACAUUGUUCGACACAUUGUUCACGUUUCAAAAGCUACCCAGUGAUGAGAAUGCCUCAUCAAGACUGUACGAGGAGGUAGCGGGAGAUGAAACUACCAUCAAACCUCCAUAUCCUAUCAACAUCGAAUUUGCAGGCCAAGAAAACGAGUUGAGGUGGACGAUAGCCUGUCAGGAAGGUGUUUGUCCAAAGCAGUUCGGCCAAACCCUAUUGCGGCAGCUCGACGAAAUAUUGUUGGCCUUCAUGAACGAACCUGAUCGACCUCUCGUGAAAGAAGUUGGUGAUGGAGUUUCAGUUUGUGGGUUGCCAGUGAUAACUUUGACGGCCAACGAGAAGACUCUGGUCGAGGAGGUGUCGCAGAAUUCCGCGGACGAAAGAGAGGCUCAAAGUCAUGAAACCUGGAGUUCGACAGAGGUCAUCAUAAGAGAAGUAUUGGCAAGAGUCUCCAAAUCGGAUAGACAACGUAUCAAGAAGACUACUGGAUUCUUCCACCUCGGUCUGGACAGUGUCAGUGCGAUCAAAGUCGCCAAUCUGCUGAAGAAAGAAGGCCUCAAAUUACCCGUGAGUGAAAUCAUCAAAGCCCAGACAAUCGAGAAAAUGGCAGCGGCGGCAGAGCAGUUGAAGAUCGAUGCUCCCGCAGUUGUGAAUGGGCCACCAGAUAUGUUUUCAAUGUCUCCAGAUUUCCCAAACAGUCUGUCGAUACCCAAAGAUGAUGUUGAAGCCAUUAUUCCCUCCUCUGCUGGUCAGAUAUACAUGCUCGACAUGUGGUUGGCAAGCGGUGGCCGCUUGUUCUAUCCAACAUUUUGGCUACAAGUAUCCGGUGCUGCGGUUGAAGCCGUUCGGAGAGCAAUGGACCAGCUCGUCUCAGAGAUACCGAUCUUGAGGACAACAUUCAUCAAUCACAACGAGGGUGGAAAACCAGGCACCUGGCAGGUAGUCUUGAAGAGUUCUGCCGCCAAAAGGUACCAGCUGCCCUGGUCGCUUCACCUUGAAAAAUCCACGCAUGGGACGUUGGUCGCCAUCCGUAUCCACCAUGCUCUGUACGAUGCUGUAAGCUUUCCACUUAUUCUUUCAGAGCUCCAAAGACUAUGCAAGAACGUCAACUUGCACACCCCGCUGCACACCAACACUAGUGAUUUCGUAUCCAAGACAUUGGCAAAUGUCCAGGAAGCGGAAGCAUUCUGGAUCAACUAUCUAGGUUCAGGUUAUGGAACUUACCAUACCAUUGAUAAAGGCUCUUUCAGAGCAACGCGGAUUGAGAUGUUCCAUCCCACGGUCCUGGAAAUCCAUGAUCUGGGUCAAAGUCUAAAAUAUUAUGGUAUCAGCAUCCAAGCACUGUUCUUCGCAGCAUAUGCAAAUGUCUAUUCUAGACUUCUUCGAGAGUCCGGUCGACGAACCAGGAACGAUGGGGCUCGAGAUGAAGUGAUUAUCGGCAUCUACCUCGCGAAUCGAUCCCUCGACGUCGAUGGAGUCACAGGACUGAUUACACCAACAUUCAACAUCGUCCCGUUGAGAGUUCAACUGGGUGAAAAGACCCUUGUUGAGACCGCCCUGCAGAUCCAAAGUGACUUGGUUGAGAUCACCAAGAUGGAGAACUGCACGGUCAGUAUGAGGCAGAUUCACGCAUGGACACACAUCAAAGUCGACACCUUUGUCAAUUUCCUCUCCCUUCCUCACGACGAUCACGAUUCAGUCGCAGAAACCACUUCUGGACAAGACAUUGAUGGCCGGGUAGUGAGGGUGAUACGUGCAACUGUUUCCUACGAAGAAAAGUCCCGGAGGCUAGAAGAAAAUCUUGACUCGCCAUCGCCAUUCUUCGACAACGAGGGCGAAGAACACGAAAAUACAACCAUAUGGUGUUUGCCCGCCAUCGACAUAGAAGCCAAAAUCUCCGAAGCUGGACACCUUGGAAUCGGCGUCUUUGCGCCAGAAGACAUGCUUUCCGCAUCCCAGGCAGAGGGAAUCAUAGAUGAGAUGAGAAGCCUGAUGGGAGAUUUUCCCUAG